AUGUUGGAGUCUUUCCGCGGUGCUUCUGCCAUGCCCGUCGCGGCCUUCACCGAUGGCGCCGUCGUCGCGGCGGCCGGUCUGUCUUCGCGGAGUGCGUCAGGUUCAUACAGACCCAGCCCAGCGCGUUUGUCGAAUCCCGCUGCUGCGGCAUUGGAAGACAUUUCUCACGGGCGAGCCACGGGCGCUCUGUUGCCGCGAUCUUUUUCCACUCCACUGGACAGCGAGGACGACGCAUUGCUGCCGGCGCUCGCCUUUGACUAUCGACGAACUGUGUCUGACCUGCCGCUCGCGCGGCGGACGAAGCACAGGAGCGCGCCAGAGCCGUUCUCCGCGCCUCUUCUCGCCCCAGCUUCGCUGGCCAGUGUCGACGACGAGGCCGCUGGCAGCGAGGCCACGACGGCUGUUGGGUCCUCCGCGCCGAGCCCUGUCGGCCGUCACGAGCUCCGACUCAAGUCCUCAGAGAUGGAACGCGCUGCGCUUUGCACGCUCGUCUCCGCAGCGGCAGCCUGCCGCCACGAAGAAGAGGGGCGCGCGGCAGACGGCGGCUUCGCGGCCUCUUCGCUGCCUCUCGCCUCGAAAGAAACAGACGGACGCGACCUGCCUUCUUCGCCGUCGCGUGCGUAUGAGGACAGCCACGCAUGCACAGCGCCUGCGAACCUCGAAGCGGAGGAGCCGUUUCGAGUGGCGAGACCCGAUGCGGCGGCGGAAGAAGGCCAGGCAGUCAGCUACCAUCGCGCCACAGGCGCCUUGCUCCUACCUAUUCCCACGCGGCGGAGACCUUUCUUCGAGCAGGACACAGACAGAAAUGGAGGAUCUGCGAGUGAUUCCGGGCUGGAAAUCCUUCCCCGGUCGAGGAGAACUCUGCGGCGAGCGUCUGACCGCGACGGCGAGUCCACCAGCCAUCGGCAACUGGCGAAACGCGUGUCUUUUGGAAGUCCGCUUUCCGUCGAGGUUCACCAGUAUUCCUACGCAGACGGUUGUCGGUCGAGUGGCGGCAGCGCGAUGAGCGGGAGCAGCCGAGACAGCUCAAACAGCAGCCUGAGUUCUCUGUCGUCUCCACCGUCUUCGCAGUCUCUGCUGUCGCAGGGCGCAACGGUUGAGGCGGCCGCUUCAAGUUCGUCCUCGAGCUGCGAAGGCGCUCCUUCGCAGCGCCGUUGCUUGUCUCCAUCGCCCUCUGCGGCAGUGGACGCUUAUGGCCGCCCGUCUGCCUUCUCGGGAAGCGGCGGGAUGGCUAACGUGCUUUCGCCGCGGUUAGAUGAUUUGUCUGACGGCGAGACUGGCUGUGUGACGCGGCGCCACAAGGACUUGAGUGCAUCAGGGCGCGGUCUCUUUCCUCCUUCGUUUGGUUUUUUUGGAGCCGCAAGCAGCCCUGAGUCGGAGAGCAGCCAGGCGCCCGCUUUUCUGUCUCCGCCUAUGCAAGCUCAGUCCCCGCCGGCGCACCUCACGGGCGACUCAGCGAGUUCGCCAGCACUGCAUCCGCAGUCACCGAGGCACUGUGCACUGCAGCAGAGUGCCCUGCCUUCUGCGUCGCCGUCUGUCUCCUCUCCGUCGACCCGUCCGCUCUACUCGUCGCCGAAGCGCUGCCACAUGCACAUGACUCGCUCUGCGACCGACUGCGGCGCGCCGCGGUGUCUCCCAGUCGCUUCGUCGUGCCCCUUUUGCGAGCGGGAUCGCUGUGGGGCGUCGCCGCCGCUGACUCUCGAGCUGCUAAGGACGCCCUGCGAUACAUGGGUCGGGGCGGACUCAGACGCGCGGAAAAAGAAGAGAGAGACCAAACCGGCAAGUUCCGCACACCUCGAGACGCUCGAACACACGCAGGAGGAGGACCCCGUGUGGUUGUUCAGAGAGAUGCGACCUCGUCGACUAGACGGCUCCGAGGCACAGAGAUCUGCCCACCACAACUCCAGGGCGUGUAUCUCGCUCUCUCCUGUGCUGCCGCUUGAUCGUAGCUUCCCGGCGCAGGCAUCCCGUUCCAUGUCUUUUCCCUCUGCGGCCGGUCGCCGUCAGGCCCCCAGCGAGGAGACACGCCGGAUUUCAGGUGAAGAGGAGGCGAGCGGAGAUCCCUGCGGCGUUCAGCUGUCGGCUCGGUCUUGUUCCCUCCCUCUCUUGCUGCCGACGUCUAUUUCGCAGCUCUUUCCCUCGCCGCAGAGAGCGGCGGGAGUUCAACUCGCCUCGUUGGAUGAGAAGGCGGCGGCGGACGGCGCCUUGCGCCUGCCGAGCUGUGAGGGCCCGUCCGUGUGCCAAGCAGAAAACAAAAUCGAGCAUCUGUCAGCGAAGGACUGUGGGGCCUCUUCAGAGUUCCUCAUGGAUCUGAAGCUGCCGUGCUGCACAGAUAGUCCUGUCAUGAUGUAG
Besnoitia besnoiti is the source of this 2352-nucleotide messenger RNA. RefSeq lists its product as uncharacterized. Bases 1 to 2352 code for a protein of 783 amino acids. The transcript is spliced from 2 exons. The record is from RefSeq and is a predicted model, not a curated record. NCBI's taxonomy places the organism in Eukaryota, Apicomplexa, Conoidasida, Eucoccidiorida, Sarcocystidae.